Cloeon dipterum is the source of this 3761-nucleotide messenger RNA. RefSeq names its product chorion peroxidase-like. The transcript has 10 exons. Gene Ontology annotation, molecular function: peroxidase activity; heme binding. The record is from RefSeq and is a predicted model, not a curated record. NCBI's taxonomy places the organism in Eukaryota, Metazoa, Arthropoda, Insecta, Ephemeroptera, Baetidae. Gene Ontology annotation, biological process: response to oxidative stress. The coding region runs from base 225 to 3002 and encodes 925 amino acids.
CACAGUCAGGACGAGAUGCGAAGUGCCUCCUCCACACCCACAGCCCCCACCUGGCCGAUGCCCCCACUGCAGCCAGCCAGCCCCCAACGUGUUUGUCGUGCAUUUCCAUAAGCCGCUCAGGGGAAGGACGGCCAGGGACCAGCAACUUCCGAGCGCUCUUUACUACACUCGCGCGCCCGGUGCAAGCUCAGUUCAAUUUCAUAUUCGCAAGUGAUCGCACAGCCAUGUACAGAGCCAGCCAUAUACUAGGAUUGGUAUCGAUAUGUUUAUUCGCACAGGCGCAAUUUACACAGAUCCCAGAUCUGACCGCGCCAGAAGAUCGCCGACCACCGCCAUGGGAACCCCCAGGGCGAAUGUUGUUCACCAAGGACCAGGUGAUGAGAGCAGUGGAACGUGCGAAGGAGAAGAUCAAGGCUAGAAGGGAGGAAGAGUUCCUUAUGUGGAGUAAAAAUGGAGGUGUGGACCCUCGUUCGCCGCAGGGCACCGCGGCCGCCUUCAACAAGCCGACCCUGGACGCCCUGGAGCUGGCCAACGUGUCCCACGUCUACGAGAUGGCCUCUGAAGAACUUUUCAGAGUACAGAGCAACCGCAUUCGUCGCCAACUGGCCGGUGACCUCAUCGAUUUUGGACCAAACAGUAUCUUCGACGACAACACCUUGUCAGGAGGCUUUACUCCUAACAGUGGUCCCAGCCUUUCCGGCCCUUCAAACUCUGAAUUCCAAGAAGUGAUCGCUCCCCCUGCAAGUCUCCAAAGAUGCGGUCUGACGGAGCCUGGUCCCUCAGGUUGCGACCCAACGUCGCCCUUCAGGACAUUCAGCGGAGUGUGCAACAAUUUGCGCAGACCUAACAUGGGCCGGUCCCUGACACCUUUCGCCCGUAUGCUCCCUGCGGUCUAUGAAAAUGGAGUGUCGCACCCAAGGACCACUGGUGUCAGUGGAAAACCGUUGCCCUCGCCAAGAACUGUUUCAACGUCAGUGCACACAGAUGUGAGCCACUUGCACGCCCGCUACUCACUCAUGCUGAUGCAGUACGCGCAAUUCUUGGAUCACGAUAUCUCUUUCACCCCGGUCCAUCGCGGCUUUUUCGUCUCCAUCCCCGACUGCAGGGACUGCGAUUCGGCCAGACAAGUUCACCCAGAGUGUAUGCCGAUUCCGGUUCCUCCUGGCGACCCAUACCACCCUCCUCUCAACAACACCAACGGCAGGCCUAAGUGUUUCUCUUUCAUGAGAUCCCUUCCAGGACAACUCACCAUCGGUCCUAGGGAGCAGGUGAACCAGAACUCAGCCUUCCUUGACGCUUCGCACGUUUAUGGUGAACACAUUUGCCGAAUCACAUCCCUGCGAGGAUCAGGUGGACGCAUGAACACAACCAUCCUCCCACCUCUGGCACCCAACGCGCCAGUCCGGGAGCUGCUUCCCCAGGUUGGCACCAACCCUGAGUGCCGCUCGCAGAAUGGUCUGUGCUUUGCUGCCGGCGACGGCCGGGCUAGCGAACAGCCAGGUCUGACCAUCAUGCACACCAUGUUCAUGCGCGAACACAACAGACUUGCCGACGCACUGCACUUGAUCAACCCCCGUUGGAGCGAAGAAACCGUGUUCCACCACGCGAGGCGGAUUGUCGCGGCCCAAACCCAGCACAUUACCUUCUCGGAGUUUUUGCCCAGGGUUUUGGGACCCGAGGCCAUCAGGAAGUACAACCUUGGACUCCAAAGUGACGGAUAUUACAAUGGCUAUGAUUCGACCUGCAAUCCAAGUGUCUUCAACGAAUUCGCCACGGCCGCCUUCAGAUUCGGUCACAGCCUGCUCCGACCCCAUUUGCCCCGCGCUGGUGCGCGCUGGGAGCCACUGACCCCGCCACUUUUGCUGAGGGACGCCUUCUUCGACCCCAGCAUGCUGCUCGCGCCCAGGAUGUUUGACGAACUGACCAGAGGACUCCUCGCUGCCCCGAUGGAAGACAUGGACAGGUUUAUAACCGGGGAGGUUACAAACCACUUGUUUGAAGUGCGUAGGAGUCCACAUUCAGGAAUGGACUUGGCUGCGCUCAACAUUCAGAGAGGUCGUGACCACGCCUUGCAGCCUUACAAUGAAUACCGCGCUAGGUGCGGCCUGCCGAAGGCUGUCGUUUGGGAAGACUUUUCACGCGAAAUGCCGACUGAAGCAAUUGAAAGACUGCGAAAUGUGUACGAGAACGUCGAUGACGUCGAGCUGUUCCCUGGAGGUUUGAGUGAAACCGCCCUACCUGGAGGACUAGUCGGCCCAACCUUCGCCUGCAUCAUCGGCCGGCAGUUCAGGCAACUCAGAGACUGUGACAGAUUCUGGUACGAGACCGGCUCUCAGGUCGAAAGGUUCUCACCUGCCCAGUUGUCGGAGCUGCGCAAGGCCAGUCUCUCCAAAGUCCUCUGCCACAACAUGGACGCGCCUAUCGACAUCCAGCCUAUUGCCUUCGACCAACCAAACGGAUCAACGAAUCCGCGCAUCAACUGCCCAACAUUGCCGGGAAUCGACCUGAAUGCUUGGCGAGAUGCUGGUGCACAGGGAAGAGCACUCAACGCCGGUCCGCCUGCACCUGCUGGGGCUCCACCUGGCGCUUCCUGUCAGUUCAAUGGCCGCCUUGUGAGGAUGGGUGCCAGACAACUUGUCUCGCCGUGCACAAGCUGCCAGUGCACACCCACAGGGAUGAGGUGCAGAUCGAUCAGGGUGACUGACUGCAACGUUCUGAUCAGCCGAGCCGGCCCUGCGGCGGUUCGCAGGGACGACGUCUGCAUGGCCCAGUGUGGAAGGGCCUUGUUCAACGGCCCACUGGGCCCUCCAGGCCCAAUCAUCGGUCCUUCAGGUCCUCCUGGCCCACCCUUGUCCUCGUCGCCUCUUCUGGCCAGAGGAUCCCCUCCCUCAAGUCCCUCCGGUCCUGAUGACGGUCUCCUCGACCUGAGACCGCCCCCGAGACUGGUGAGGCCCCCGCCCAGCCGAGGCCCCCUUUUCAGUCUGCUUGGCCUGCUUGGAUAAGAACUCUUGCUCAACAGAGAAUAUUCUGGAAUUUUUGGUGAUGACAGUGCGAAAUUGUAAUACGACGAGCUAGUGCAUCUUUUGUUCACAAUUUCUGUCAAAUGAGUGUGUGAGAAAUUAUUCAUUCAUCCUAUCUUGAUCAGUGAUGAUUAAUACAUAGUUAGAAAAGUAUUUUUAUAAUCGAAUUGGAUGAAUCAUGCUGACUAAUUUGACUGAUUCUUUAACCUUCGCUGCACUGGAUUUCUGCGUAUACGAAAAAUACGUUCAUAUAUCAUUUUGUAUACAUUUCAGCUACUUUUUUUGGUGAAUGAGUCCGAGGCGGAUGAUCUGCUUCCGCCGUCGCUAUUGCCAUGCCAUAAAGGCCUCGAGUAGUUGUCGAUAUUAAGUGUGUGAUAGGUGCACUUGAAUGGAAUUAAAAUUUUUGCAUCGAAAAAUUUUACUUUCAUCAUCUAGAGUACAAUUUAGUCUCAGAGCAUUUUGCGGGUGAAGAUUGCCCCUAUAGAGUCAGCACUUUUCAAAAGCAAAAUCGCUCACCAACCAGCAUUUUUUCAUCAUGAAUCAUGAGAAUUAGAAUUAAAUAUUCUAGGUUCGGGCGACAUUUAUUUAUUAUUUGCAAGAUGAAACGCGAUUCAGUGUAAUCAACCACAUAUAAACUGAAUAAGCUUAAGACGUGACGACGAGUGACAAUGAAAUUGUGUACACUUCUAAACUAUGAAUCUGUAGUUUAUAGGAAUAAAUAUACUAAGUAAUUAAAAUAAA